Trypanosoma rangeli is the source of this 435-nucleotide messenger RNA. RefSeq lists its product as uncharacterized. The transcript has a single exon. The record is from RefSeq and is a predicted model, not a curated record. Lineage: Eukaryota; Euglenozoa; Kinetoplastea; Trypanosomatida; Trypanosomatidae. The annotation marks the transcript as partial.
AUGGCUGGCCGUGUGCUGUUGGUGUGUGCCCUCUGCGUGCUGUGCUGCUGCUGCGGCGGUGUCGGUGCGUGGGGCGACGGCUACUGCACGGAGAGUGACUGGAGGGACUUGAGGGCGGUUGCGAGGGACAUGAGCGAGGCGGAGAUUGAGGGGCAGUACUGCGGCCGCAAGCCGGAGUUUGUGCAGCGGCUGCGGGCGGGUCUGCAGGCGUCUGGAGAUCAAAGUGAGUCUCAUACUGAGCAGGGGGACAGCGAAAAAGAGUGUGGCAGUGAUGCUCCCAGAGGGCCCAAAGGAGAUUGCGGUGGUGGUGUGUCUACGGAUCAAAUUAAUGGCAGAAGUGAGUCAAGCAAUGAGGGAGAGGUGGGAAAACCAAACUCCACUGAGGUUCAGGGGAAUCUUGGAAAGGCAUCGCCAUCACCCCCAUCACCACAAGUG